AUGGCCUCGACAUUCUUCAACAACAAGGCCCGUGCCGCCGCCGUUUCAAGCAGCUCAAAGGCCAAGGCCGAGACCAAGGAAGACAGCACACGGCAACAGCCCUGGGUUGAGAAAUAUCGACCAAAGACACUGGACGAUGUCGCCGCCCAAGACCACACCACCAAAGUGCUGCAACGCACCCUUCAAGCAUCCAACCUCCCCCACAUGCUCUUCUACGGACCUCCCGGAACAGGAAAAACCUCCACAAUCCUCGCCCUCGCGAAAUCCCUCUUCGGCCCCGCCCUCUAUCGCUCCCGCAUCCUAGAAUUAAACGCCUCCGACGAGCGCGGUAUCGGCAUCAUCAUUAUCCUCGAUGAGGCGGACAGUAUGACCCAGGACGCGCAGUCUGCGCUGCGCCGCACGAUGGAGACGUACAGUCGCAUUACACGAUUCUGCCUCGUCUGCAACUAUGUCACUCGCAUUAUUGAGCCGUUGGCUAGUCGUUGCAGUAAGUUUCGGUUCAAGUCGCUGGAUAACUCGGCGGCUGGGGUGCGGUUGGACAAUAUUGCGCGUACGGAGAAUUUGAAGUUAGAGGAUGGUGUUGUUGAGACGCUUAUUCGGUGUGGUGAGGGUGAUUUGCGCCGGGCUAUUACUUAUCUUCAGAGUGCGGCGCGUCUUGCUGGGGCCGCGAAGGCCGGUGCGAAAGAUGCGGACGAGGACGCUGAAAUGAUGGAUGCUGGGAGUGAUCAGGGAAUCAUCACCGUGCGCAGUAUUGAAGAGAUUGCGGGUGUGAUUCCUGAAUCUGUUCUAGAUAGCUUGGUGCAGGCGAUGCAGCCGAAGAGCGGUGCGUCGGCGUUCGAUGCCGUCUCUACCGUCGUGACUGACCUUGUGGCGGAUGGAUGGAGUGCUACGCAGCUUGUUGGCCAGCUGUAUCGACGAGUCGUCUUCACCGAGACUAUUCCGGAUAUCCAGAAGAAUAAGAUUGUCCUCGCCUUCUCCGAGAUGGAUAAGCGACUGGUUGACGGUGCAGACGAGCACCUGUCUAUUUUGGAUUUGACACUCCGCAUUGCUAAUAUCCUGCGUGGUUGA
This is a messenger RNA of Penicillium manginii, 1068 nucleotides long. Its product is annotated as replication factor C subunit 2. The record is from RefSeq and is a predicted model, not a curated record. The transcript is spliced from 5 exons. Lineage: Eukaryota; Fungi; Ascomycota; Eurotiomycetes; Eurotiales; Aspergillaceae. Gene Ontology annotation, biological process: DNA repair; DNA-templated DNA replication. Gene Ontology annotation, cellular component: nucleus; DNA replication factor C complex. The coding region runs from base 1 to 1068 and encodes 355 amino acids. Gene Ontology annotation, molecular function: ATP hydrolysis activity; DNA binding; DNA clamp loader activity.